GAUACGUCACCGUGUGCCUGAGACCCUCCCCCCGUGCUUUCUGCUGUGAGGGGCUAGUCAGCCCUGGGUAGGAGAGUGAUGGAGAGGGACGGAGGGUGCUUGUUGUGAGGGCUGAGCGGCGGAAAGCGGACCGGCAACUGGCAGUGAGGAGGGGCGAGUAGCGGCCGGAGGUGUGAGCGGUGUGCCUUGCUUUAUCUACAUUACUGUUUCCCCUUUCAACAGAGGAACAUGGACGACUCUAUCACCUCACCCCUUUGUGUUGUUUUGAAUGGUACAUCUGCAAGCAAGCAAGGCCUUUUAAUAUGAGUGCUGCUCACUUUCUCCUCUUCAAUCAAUUUCCUCCAUUACAAAGCCAUGCCGUUGGUCAAGAGGAAUAUAGAACCCAGGCAUCUUUGCCGUGGAACAUUGCCAGAUGGGAUCACUAGUGAACUGGAAUGUGUAACUAACAGUACAUUGGCUGCGAUCAUUCGCCAGCUGAGUAGCCUAAGCAAGCAUGCAGAAGACAUAUUUGGCGAGUUGUUUAAUGAGGCGAACAAUUUCUACAUCAGAGCGAAUUCUCUUCAAGACCGAAUUGAUCGGCUCGCUGUUAAAGUCACCCAGCUGGAUUCAACAGUGGAAGAGGUGUCUCUGCAAGAUAUUAACAUGCGCAAAGCGUUCAAGAGUUCGACCACACAGGACCAGCAGGUCGUCUCAAAGAACAGCAUCCCGAAACCGGUCAUUGAUAUAUAUAGAACGUGCGACAGACCUCCUCCUCUCGAUAUACUUUCAGCAUACAGAGAUGACAAAAAGGACAGCUUAAAGUUCUACACCGAUCCGUCGUACUUCUUUGACCUCUGGAAAGAAAAAAUGCUGCAGGACACGGAAGAUAAAAGGAAAGAGAAAAGAAGACAGAAGGAACAGAAGCGAGUAGACGGCACGACUCGGGAAGUCAAAAAGGUUAGGAAAGCCAGGAACCGACGCCAGGAGUGGAACAUUAUGGCAUAUGACAAAGAGCUUCGACCUGACAACAGGUUGUCUCCAAACGUGUUCCAAGUAGCAUCAUCCGAAGGGUCUCUGUCCCCCGAUACUAGGUCUCAUAUAUCGGAUAUUACCGAAUACUCCUAUCCUGCGACUCCUAACCACUCCAUCCAUCAUCACCCUAUGACGCCAACCUAUAUGGGGUCAGUAGAUCCCCAGCAUCAUAUCGGCACUAGCCAAACCAACGAUCAUGAUUAUAGAUCUGCCUCUGGGACUCUCAGACAUGGCACCCUAAGCAGACCUCAGCAGCCGCCUCCGCCCCCGCCAGCAGGUGUGGAUGGGACAAGCCCAGUCCCUAUUGUAUCAGCUAAUGGCAGUCUUAGGCGGGUGCUUCCUCCUCAGAUGAUGGAGUAUUACCCCACUGGAUCACCCCCGCCACCGCCGCCAGUAAUUCCUUCUGCUCAGACAGCAUUUGUUAGCCCUCUGCAACACUCCCUACCUUCAUCCCCGGCGGCACAGAUGUCUGGAUCUACAUAUGCACCCUCUCCACCCCCGGGUGGAAUCAUAAACCUUUUAGCAUCUCCUGGACCUCCCCCACCACCGCCCGGCCCUCCAGCAUUUGCCCAGUCUCUCGCAUCAUCGCCAAUGCAUUUUGCCAGAGUUUUAGAAGCUAAAAGACUUGACGGUGCACAGUUACUUGGACUGACCAGCGAUGCUCGCAGUGAUCUUCUUUCUGCUAUUCGGAUGGGCAUUCAGUUAAAGAAAGUGCAGGAGCAGCGUGAGCAAGAAGCCAAGCGCGAGCCCGUUGGAAAUGACGUUGCCACCAUUCUGUCCAGGCGCAUUGCCGUGGAGUACAGCGAUUCUGAGGAUGAAUCAGAAUUUGAUGAAAACGACUGGUCUGACUAAGAAUCGGGGGGUGGAGGGGGGGAUUCUCUGCACAAUCUGUAUGGAAUAGGCCAGGAACAUGCAUUUGAGUCGCCACUUUCAGCUCAUUGUCUUAUGUCUCCUGAAGUGCAGCACAAUUGGAUCUCAGGGAUACAGAUACGCACAUCAUAUUUCCACUGAAUGAAACUCUGCUAUAGCCCAUGGAAAUUAGACUUUAAUGUAAGAGUUGUUAUUUUUCUUUUGUAUCACCUAAAUUGGACCAGCUCACUUUCUAAAGCCUCUGAGCAGUACAGCAGGUAAUAUACAUGAAGUGUUCUGUGGAUAUAUAUAUACACACACACACCACAUUAAAACAGUAUUAAGAGUACUUAUAUGUUGGGAGGAAAAUGUCCCAUUAAUAUAUGAGAGAGAUGGGCAGCCAGAUUGUUGACAUGCUUGAUACAAAUGUAUAUGUAUGAAGUAAGCAUAGUGGGCUCAGCAACUAUUCUGCCAGUUAAGGUAACCGUACCUUAUAUAAGGCAGUGCGCUAUAUACAGGCAUCACAAAGACAUAUUUGUGUUUCCAGUGCCAGCUAACCCUACUGGUGCAGGAGAUGUACUGGUGUCAUGUAGGACAGAAGGAAUAUUAUAGGAUAAAUAGCUGUUAGUAUCUCUUUAAAUCAGCUGUAUAUUUUUAUGAAUGAAAGUUGUCAUAUGAACUAAUAUACUGAGGUAGAUAUAGUAGGGAGGAUAACAUCUAAAAAACAGAGCCUUUUUUGCAGUGAUUAUGCGCCAUAACUGGCGUUGUAGAGUUACUAACAGUGGCACUUACCACUCGUCGCCGCUCUCUUUGUUUUCAGAAUUUUUAUGCAAACUGGAAAGAGAGUGGAUUUUUAGUGGCAGUGUGAAGUGUGCCUAUCUGUUGCCAGUUACACACCGUUACUUUCAAUUAACUUUUAGUCUGAAGUAGACAUUAAUAUUUUAAGACAAUUAGCAAUUGGUCUUCAUUUUUUAUUUUGGUGGGUUUUCAGGUAUUGGCCAAUGUAUGGCACUGACUAGGCAACAGAUAGUAUGGUCACCGGCAGAUUUAAUUCUUAAAUCAAUGAACUUACCAAUAGCUUUGGGACAGAGUAAUCGUAUCCAGUGCUUCUCAGCUCUGUUUGGCCAGGGCUAACAUAGUUCUACCAUAUGAUAUGUGCAAGUAUACAGUGUAAAGGUUACCUUGAUGUUUCAUGCCAGACUCAUGCUUUUAUGUGGGCCCUGAAUUCUGCCUGCGAAGGACCCAGAUGAAAGUCACAUUCCUUUUCCUCCUGCCUGCGGCCUGUUUAGCAGAACUGACCAGCAGGUGGCGCUGUUACUUUUAGUAUGUUAGCAGUGUAAAAAUUGUCAAUAUCUUGAAAUCUAGAAAUAAAAUGCCAUUAAUUGCAAAAGUGCUUAGAAGAGGGCUCUGAGCAAUUUUACAUUCAUUUAUUAUGAGGGCUGACAUUUCCGUUACGAGAAGACAGGCCUUCUCCAGUUACUUGCUGGUAGUGUUGGGUGAAACUAUAAUACUGUUUAUCAGCCAGGUGAAUGUAAGAGGGCUACCCAGUGUUACACCUGUAUAAUUAAUACUAUAGCAGUAUUUUAUAUAUACUUAUAUAUACUGCUCCAUUCAAUUAACUGCCUAUUAAGCUGUGAGACAGGUUGGGGGCUCUGUACUGUGUGUGGUCUGUAAGACUUGUGCAAACAGUAGAUUGGUUUGGUGCAUAAGAGAAAUCCCCAGUUUAACCCACUCUGAGCCAUUAACUCCUGUGCGUUAGAAAUGGCUUUACCCACAGUGUUGGGCCCACGUCUGGGUAUGAAAGCGUCGGCGCCGGGGCAGGAACGUUUCUCUUCAUUACAAGGAAAGGCUGCUGAUGUCCGCUUGGCAAGUCAUUUUAAUGUGUUUAGGAAUAAUUUGUCUUUUUUCUCUUUCAUUUACAUUUUAUAGUUUUUUAAACAAAUUUGUUGCCCCCGGCCGAUAGGGGGAGAGCUCUGUACAUUUGGGUACUUUUUUAGGCUCUGCACUAGUAUUUCCCAGUGUAAAUGAAACAAUUUGUUCGUACUAAUCUUUUAUGGGAUCAUUUUUCACCGUUUGUAUAUUUAGUCAGACAGUGUACAAUUAACUAUUAAAUACAUUUUAAGGUUA
This is a messenger RNA of Xenopus tropicalis (tropical clawed frog), 3987 nucleotides long. It is a transcript of the gene wasf3, whose product is annotated as WAS protein family member 3. Bases 355 to 1863 code for a protein of 502 amino acids. The record is from RefSeq and is a predicted model, not a curated record. Gene Ontology annotation, biological process: actin cytoskeleton organization. Lineage: Eukaryota; Metazoa; Chordata; Amphibia; Anura; Pipidae. Gene Ontology annotation, cellular component: cytoskeleton. The transcript is spliced from 10 exons. Gene Ontology annotation, molecular function: actin binding.